Messenger RNA from Stegodyphus dumicola, 567 nucleotides. RefSeq names its product dihydrolipoamide S-acetyltransferase muc (gene muc). Gene Ontology annotation, cellular component: pyruvate dehydrogenase complex. Gene Ontology annotation, biological process: pyruvate decarboxylation to acetyl-CoA. The record is from RefSeq and is a predicted model, not a curated record. Lineage: Eukaryota; Metazoa; Arthropoda; Arachnida; Araneae; Eresidae. Gene Ontology annotation, molecular function: dihydrolipoyllysine-residue acetyltransferase activity.
AUUAAUGAGAAUAUUUUGUAUGUUUAAAAAUAUUUCUGGCUUAUUUUAAUGUUAGAUAUUUAAUCUAGGGUGGAACUUUUACAAUAUCCAAUCUUGGAAUGUUUGGUAUAAAAAAUUUUAGUGCAGUUAUCAAUCCACCACAGUCAUGUAUUCUUGCUGUUGGGAAUACUGAAAAUACUUUAAUACCAGAUGAAACAAGUGAAAGAGGUUUCCGAUCAGCCAAGGUCAUGAGUGUCACUCUCAGUUGCGAUCACAGAGUUGUGGAUGGAGCUAUAGGAGCCCAGUGGCUAGCCCACUUCAAAAAAUUGCUAGAAGAGCCUGAAACAAUGCUUUUAUAAAUGACAAUUAUAUUUCAUAUUCACCUGAUACAUCAUGUCUGAAAUACUCAUUAAAAUGUUUAUUAAUAGUGUAACUUAAAAAAAUGCUUUUUGUAAUUACUGUGCUGAUUUGUUCUAUGUAGAAUUGUAUAUUACCCUUAUUUUGUACAGACAAAAUAUUCUGCAUCAUGUUCAUAAAAGAAAUGCAAUUGAAUGUCCAUUACAAUAUUAAAAUUAUAUGAAUCAGUGA